Messenger RNA from Aspergillus welwitschiae, 2949 nucleotides. RefSeq names its product putative protein kinase Yak1. The transcript is spliced from 8 exons. Lineage: Eukaryota; Fungi; Ascomycota; Eurotiomycetes; Eurotiales; Aspergillaceae. Gene Ontology annotation, biological process: peptidyl-serine phosphorylation; peptidyl-threonine phosphorylation. The record is from RefSeq and is a predicted model, not a curated record. Gene Ontology annotation, molecular function: ATP binding; protein tyrosine kinase activity; protein serine/threonine kinase activity. Bases 116 to 2803 code for a protein of 895 amino acids. Gene Ontology annotation, cellular component: cytoplasm; nucleus.
UAACCCCCGAUCGUGGUGCAUGUGCGCUGUCGACAGUGAUAAAUGAUCAUCAUAUGUCCGAUCGGAUCUGAUCUCCCACUUGACCUUCACGAGACGCCGCUAUACGGGAGGAAGCAUGGAUUCCCAGUGGCAGGCAUACCAGGAUCCCUUAAUGGGGCAUCCCGCGCAGUUCAACAACGGGUUGACGUCUAAUCCACAACAGCUAGCCUCAAAAUACGGCGCCCAGCCACAGCACUCGCAGCCGCCGGUGGGCUACACCUACGAACCCUUCCAGUCUCCUGGCACCACCGCCAAACCACCAUCCAUCGGUGCAAAUUCCAGAACCGUCUCUAUGGCUUCGUCUCCCGCUGCGACGCCACGUAGUCGGGAUUAUGUCACCGAUGCGGACACCACGAUGGAAGAUGCGGAUCCGUACAACCGGGCCAAGUACUCGACAAGACCGAGCCAUCAUAGCCGACCGUCAUCCCAAUAUUUCCCAAGCGAAGAGUCGUCAGCUGCUCGCAGGUACUCCCCUAUGAAUGUUUUGUCUCCUUCCAUGUCGUUCAAUGCGAGUCCUGGGAAAUCGCAUAACUCGUAUGCUUUCCCGCCCGGGCCGAAUCAACCACGACGGUCGCCGACAAGAGGUUCAACCUACGCCUCACCUCCUCAGGCGUUCCAAUCCCCACCCUCUGCGUCACGCCCCCCUAGACUUCCCCCGCUUCAGCCUACCGACAUGAGCCCCGAUCAGUACUAUCCGCCCUCGGCGGGCUCACAGCUCAACGCCGCAUUUGCACAAGAUGGAAGGUCACCGCGCUCUGCGUCUAUAUCCGGUGGGAGCCAGCAGCCAGGCCGGGGCCCUGUUCCGAAGUUCCAGAAGAUCAAGUCCAUCCAGGAACUUCAACCACGCAUGAAUGCGCAGCCACCUUACAGACGCGCCAACCCUGAUGGUGGUUUCAUCAGCCCUCUGCAAGCGUUGACAACACAUCUCCCCGCCACUUAUCGAAUAUGCAACCCGGGCUUCAACUACGAAUCGUCCCGGAACCCGAGGCGUGUUCUUACCAAGCCUAGUAAAGGCGUGAAGAACGAUGGUUACGAUAACGAGGAUAGUGACUACAUUCUCUAUGUCAAUGACAUCUUGGGCAGUGAGGAAGCGGGCCACAAGAACCGUUAUCUCAUUCUUGAUGUGCUGGGUCAAGGAACCUUCGGUCAAGUUGUCAAGUGUCAAAACCUGAAAACUGGGGAGGUUGUAGCUGUCAAGGUCAUCAAGAACAAGACUGCAUAUUUCAACCAAAGCAUGAUGGAGGUGUCGGUUUUGGAUUUGCUCAACAGCAGAUACGACAAGAAUGACGACCACCACUUACUCCGCUUGAAAGAUACUUUCAUUCACCGACAGCAUUUGUGCUUGGUGUUUGAAUUGUUGAGUGUCAAUCUCUACGAACUGAUCAAGCAGAAUCAGUUCCGGGGCUUAAGUACGACAUUAGUACGCGUAUUUGCUCAGCAACUUCUGAAUGCAUUGAGCCUUUUGAACAAGGCGCACUUGAUUCACUGCGAUCUGAAGCCGGAGAAUAUUCUACUAAAAAAUCUGGAGAGCCCCAUUAUCAAAGUCAUUGACUUUGGUUCAGCCUGUGACGAGCGACAGACAGUCUAUACCUAUAUUCAAUCUAGGUUUUACCGCUCACCAGAGGUUCUUCUUGGCUUACCCUACUCAUCCGCGAUAGACAUGUGGUCUCUUGGUUGCAUCGUCGUUGAGUUAUUCCUAGGGUUGCCGCUUUUCCCUGGAUCUUCGGAAUACAACCAAGUCUGCCGCAUUGUGGAAAUGCUCGGCCUGCCGCCAACAUGGAUGCUGGAGAUGGGCAAGCAGUCUGGCGAAUUCUUUGAGAAGACCCAGGACGAGUUCGGUCGCAAGACAUAUCGCCUUAAAAGUCUAGAGCAAUAUUCUCGAGAGCACAACACGAAAGAGCAGCCGAGCAAGAAGUACUUCCAAGCGUCGACCCUGGAAGAAAUCAUCCGCAGCUACCCGAUGCCGAGGAAGAAUAUGAAACAAGCAGAGAUUGAACGAGAAUUGAACAACCGGGUAGCCUUCAUUGACUUCGUUCGUGGCCUAUUGGCCAUCAAUCCCCUCGAGCGUUGGUCGCCACAACAGGCCAAACUGCAUCCUUUCAUUACGCAACAGAAGUUCACAGGCCCUUUUAUGCCCCCGAUGAACCUGAAGUACUCAUCUCUGAACAAGACUGUUCCCCCUGGAAUUCAACAGCAGCAGCAGGCAGAAGCUGCCAGCAAGCAGAGGGCCGCACAAGCAGCCCAUGCCCAGUCAGCCGCACAGAAUGCCUACGCUAUGCAGCUGAAUCAGUUCCACACGCCCACGCAUGCUCAGCCGCCGCCAAUGUACAAUGGAAUGUUCACUGGUCAUCAGCAAGGUGCCCCUCCGCCCUACCCCACGCAGCCACCGGCGUACGGUCAUCAGAUGAACCUCAUCCCUGGCCAAGUGCCCCAAGCACAGUAUGCGCCCUCCCAGAGCCUCUACGCGCAAGCGACAACAAGGGCUGGGCGGCAACGGGCAUCUACCAUGGAUCCUCAGGGUGGAGGUAUUCCGCCAACAAUCCAGCGUGUGGCCAGCCACCUCGACCCCAAUGCACCUAUUCGAUUACAGCCUAGUCCGGCAUACUACCCCCCACCUCCAGAUGGGUAUGUCGACCCCAAUUCCGCUGGUCAGAGGCGACGAGGAAGUCGUACAGGCGGUACAAGAAACCGCGACUUCAUUCGAACCCUCGAGGAUGGGGUGUUAGGGGGUGAAGGCUUUAUGGGCCAAAACCAGUGGCAUUGAGAACACGCAUACCCAGGAACAGGCCGAUGGCACAUGGAUGUCCAUCGGCCUUACGGACAAGCCAUUUUUUCUGUAUAGGCAAGUGUGUGCUCCUUUGCGCGUCCAUCACCAGAAACUGGACGCAGAGCUACACUCAAAUGGCCUCC